This is a messenger RNA of Anopheles stephensi (Asian malaria mosquito), 953 nucleotides long. It is a transcript of the gene RpL10Ab, whose product is annotated as 60S ribosomal protein L10a. Gene Ontology annotation, biological process: translation. The record is from RefSeq and is a predicted model, not a curated record. The transcript is spliced from 3 exons. Gene Ontology annotation, cellular component: large ribosomal subunit. Bases 142 to 795 code for a protein of 217 amino acids. Lineage: Eukaryota; Metazoa; Arthropoda; Insecta; Diptera; Culicidae. Gene Ontology annotation, molecular function: RNA binding; structural constituent of ribosome.
ACUGGGCACAUUGCCAAUUUGACGUUUGACAUAGCACGUCACGUCAACAUCCGCCCAAGAUUGUUGUCCGUGGUUCAUCUGUCACUCGCUCUUCUCUCUUUCUCUUUGUAAUCGUCAGCGAGUGCAGUCGCGUUUGGUGCAAUGGCGUCCAAAGUAUCCCGUGACAUUCUCUAUGAAUGCGUCAACGAAGUCCUGAAGGGCUCGGAGACGAAGCGCCGCAAGUUCCUGGAAACGGUGGAACUCCAGAUCGGUCUGAAGAACUACGAUCCCCAGAAGGACAAGCGUUUCUCCGGCACCGUCAAGCUAAAGUACAUUCCGCGCCCGAAGAUGCAGGUGUGCGUGCUCGGUGACCAGCAGCAUUGUGAUGAAGCCAAGGCCAACGAUAUCCCGUUCAUGGAUGCGGAAGCCCUGAAGAAGCUGAACAAGAACAAGAAGCUGGUGAAGAAGCUAGCCAAGAAGUACGACGCUUUCCUGGCAUCCGAGUCGCUGAUCAAGCAGAUCCCGCGUCUGCUCGGUCCCGGUCUGAACAAGGCUGGUAAGUUCCCGGGUCUGCUUGGCCACGGUGAAUCGAUGGUGCAGAAGAUCGACGAGGUGAAGGCCACCAUCAAGUUCCAGAUGAAGAAGGUCCUGUGUCUGUCGGUUGCCGUCGGUCACGUCAAGAUGUCCACCGAUGAGCUGGCCCAGAACAUCCAUCUGUCCAUCAACUUCCUCGUGUCGCUGCUGAAGAAGCACUGGCAGAACGUGCGCUCGCUGCACAUCAAGUCAUCCAUGGGUCAGGCUCAGCGACUGUACUAAGUGGGAGAAAAGGGGGAGUGUGUCGUGUUGUGGCGUAUUUUUCACCGCAGAAACGAUCAUCUGCUACUGAAGUAAUGCUUUUUGUCGCAUUAUUGAGGUAAACAAAAAAACGGUAUCAAAAUAAAGGGUUGUUCUGCCAAGGACAAUAACAAACCUAA